Acanthoscelides obtectus is the source of this 550-nucleotide messenger RNA. NCBI's taxonomy places the organism in Eukaryota, Metazoa, Arthropoda, Insecta, Coleoptera, Chrysomelidae. The record is from the annotation of a GenBank genome assembly.
AUUUUUAUUUUUAGCGUCAGUGUUUGUUUACAGUUCGGUGAUCGCGCGCUGUUACGUCCAGCUAGUGACGAUUUUCGCGCGUAAAAUUAUGCCGGGUGGAAAAAAACGUCCCCUUUCGGAGUUAGAACUUCAGUAUUUAGCUGAAUAUUUGAGCGAUGUUAGCGAUAUUGACGAGCCAUUUGAUGAUUCAGAUGUAGAUCCAUGGUAUGCUGAGAGUUCGGAAUAUGAUAGCGAAGAAUCUGCCGAAAAUAAUCAAAGAUCUAAAAAAUCUAAAGAUCAACAGCAACCCAAAGUACCGAAAAAUCAAGUCCAGCCACAACAGGGUACCAGUAGUGACGACGAAGAUCAAGAUAUAAAUUUAGUCUGUGCCCAAGUUCAGGCGGCAACAAGAAUACAACCAAACGUAAUUUGGUAUGACGUUGAUGAAGAGAACCUAAAUGAAUUUCCAACCCCGCAGGAGGAUAGUACAUUAGGUCCGAUUGUAGAAACGCGUCAUGACGACAGCCCGCUUUCUUUUUAUAGGUGCUUAGUUUCUGAUGAUUGUCAAUGA